Messenger RNA from Aspergillus puulaauensis, 438 nucleotides. RefSeq lists its product as uncharacterized. The coding region runs from base 1 to 438 and encodes 145 amino acids. The record is from RefSeq and is a predicted model, not a curated record. NCBI's taxonomy places the organism in Eukaryota, Fungi, Ascomycota, Eurotiomycetes, Eurotiales, Aspergillaceae. The transcript has 2 exons.
AUGCCUCGUAUCCCCAUCCCCGUCAUUCUGUGCGGCCGCACCGCCGCCGUAGGUAGACCCGUAUCGCAACUCCUCCUCCCAGACUACGAAGUAAUCCACUUCAUCACCUCACCGGAGAGCGCGCACGCCGACCUCCCGGUCCUCCUAGCCGGUCGCGACCCGCAGUCUGCCACGCCCAACGACAUCGGCACGCACAACUACAGCCAGCCGCCGCGCGCCGUGAUCUUCGGCCGCGGGUUCGCUCCUGAUUUCGUCCAGGGGCUGAGGAAGGCGUAUGCUGAUCGGAGCACUGAGCCCGUGGCUUGGGUAGCGGGGGAUCCGGCUAAAGUGCCGACCGGUGUCCCGGGGCCGGGAUAUGCUGAGGAGACGGUGAAUUCGUUGAAGGGUGUACUGGCGGGUUGGAGGGGGGAAGUGGAUGAUGAUGUUCUACUGUACUAG